Molecule: messenger RNA, 1799 nt
Organism: Acinonyx jubatus (cheetah)
Lineage: Eukaryota; Metazoa; Chordata; Mammalia; Carnivora; Felidae
Gene: AP1M1
Product: adaptor related protein complex 1 subunit mu 1
Exons: 12
Coding region: 319-1512 (397 amino acids)
Biological process (GO): vesicle-mediated transport; intracellular protein transport
Cellular component (GO): clathrin-coated vesicle; clathrin adaptor complex
Molecular function (GO): clathrin-cargo adaptor activity
Source: RefSeq, a predicted model, not a curated record
GGGGGUGAGACCCAUCCUGUUGCUUGGUAACCGGCCAAUGGGACCCACCCUAGUCUUAGGCAGGGAGGCCUGUAGACCUCACCUGAGGCCCCCACCCUGUUGCUAGGGUACAAGGCGGGGGCUUCGAUCCACGAGCCCCGCCCUGUUGCUAGGUAACGCAGCUGCACUGACCCCCCCGCCCCCCAUGGGCCGGGUUCUCAAGCCUCCGUGGGGGCAUCCGGGAACCCGAGACGGCGGGGAGAGCGGCCCGCAUCAGGCUUCGAAGCCAGGACUGGCUCUCGGGUGCUCAUCUGCCGGAACUACCGUGGCGACGUGGACAUGUCCGAGGUGGAGCACUUCAUGCCCAUCCUGAUGGAGAAGGAGGAGGAAGGGAUGCUGUCGCCCAUCCUGGCCCACGGGGGAGUCCGCUUCAUGUGGAUCAAGCACAACAAUCUGUAUCUGGUUGCUACCUCCAAGAAGAACGCAUGUGUGUCGCUGGUGUUCUCCUUCCUUUAUAAGGUGGUGCAGGUGUUUUCAGAGUACUUCAAGGAGCUGGAGGAGGAGAGCAUCCGUGACAACUUUGUCAUCAUCUACGAGCUGCUGGAUGAGCUCAUGGACUUCGGCUACCCCCAGACCACCGACAGCAAGAUCCUGCAGGAGUACAUCACCCAGGAAGGCCACAAGCUGGAGACGGGGGCCCCGAGGCCCCCAGCCACCGUCACCAACGCAGUGUCCUGGCGGUCUGAGGGCAUCAAGUACCGGAAGAACGAGGUGUUCUUGGACGUCAUCGAGUCCGUCAACCUCUUGGUCAGUGCCAAUGGCAACGUGCUGCGCAGUGAGAUUGUGGGCUCCAUCAAGAUGCGGGUCUUCCUCUCAGGCAUGCCCGAGCUGCGCCUGGGCCUCAACGACAAGGUUCUCUUCGACAACACGGGCCGUGGCAAGAGCAAGUCCGUGGAGCUGGAGGAUGUGAAGUUCCACCAGUGUGUGCGACUCUCACGCUUCGAGAACGACCGCACCAUCUCCUUCAUCCCCCCAGAUGGCGAGUUCGAGCUCAUGUCCUACCGCCUCAACACCCACGUCAAGCCCUUGAUAUGGAUCGAGUCCGUGAUCGAAAAGCAUUCCCACAGCCGCAUCGAGUACAUGAUCAAGGCCAAGAGCCAGUUCAAGCGGCGGUCAACGGCCAACAACGUGGAGAUCCACAUCCCCGUGCCCAACGACGCCGACUCCCCCAAGUUCAAGACGACAGUGGGGAGUGUGAAGUGGGUCCCCGAGAACAGUGAGAUCGUGUGGUCCAUCAAGUCCUUCCCGGGUGGCAAGGAGUACCUGAUGCGGGCUCACUUUGGCCUUCCGAGCGUGGAGGCGGAGGACAAGGAGGGCAAGCCCCCGAUCAGCGUCAAGUUUGAGAUCCCUUACUUCACUACCUCUGGCAUCCAGGUGCGCUACCUGAAGAUCAUUGAGAAGAGCGGCUACCAGGCUCUGCCGUGGGUCCGGUACAUCACUCAGAACGGAGAUUACCAGCUCCGGACCCAGUGACGGGCCCCACGGCCAGCGCGGGCGCUCCAGGUGGAAGCACCCGGAGGAAGCACCUGCCGAGCCUGCGGGAUGGAGGAGGGGCGCCCCCCUGGCUGCCGGCCACCCUCCUGGCUCCUCCCGGCUCCUCCCGGGCCCCACCUCCUCCAGGCACACCUGCUCUGCCAUUGCCACUCUCGUCCCUGAGGUCCCUUCUCCCAGAAGAGGCUCAUCUUCGAGAAGUCUUGUCUCUCUGCCCCCUGAGUCAGUUUGAGGGGAAGGAAAUGAAAUCUUUCCCUCCAGAGAUCAAA